AUGGCGAGGGCCCCGACCAUGGUCGUCCAGGACGACUACAUCGACAUGGACCUCUCCCCCUCCUCGCCCCAGUGCGCGCUCCUCGAGUUCGAGUUUCAGAGCGCUGGUGGAGGUGGAGGUGGCGGUGUGUCCAGGCGCAGGGAGGAGGCGGCCUACGCGUCGCCGGCGGACGAGUUGUUCUACAGGGGCAAGCUCCUGCCGCUGCACCUGCCCCCGCGGCUGCAGCUCGUGCAGAAGCUGCUGCAGGAGCAGCAGGUGAAUGUGCCGGAGAUCAAGCCGGCGGUGGCGGGGCCGGCGGCGCCUAGUGUGAGCGCAAGCGCGGAUGUGGAGGACGGCGGCGACGGCAAGGUGGGCGCCAAGAGGUACUCUUGGUCCAAGAGGCUGAAGCUGAUGAAGCGGUGGACGUCCAGGGAGUACAUCAAGUCCCUCUUCCUCGCCAAGGCAGGCGACCUCGGCAUCGUCAACGGCGGCGGCGGCGGGAGGGAGAGGGCGAGCCUGCUGGACCAAGACGAGCUCUGCAGCCACCGCAGGUCCUUCUCCGGCAUCAUCCGGCGGGUGCGCCUGGUGGUGGCGACGAAGGCGGCGGCGUCGGCGUCGGCUCCGCCGGGGACCUCGCCGCUCUGCUCCUCGUCCUCCGCCUCGUCCUCCUCCUCGUCGACGCCGUCCUGCGGCGACGCGGAGCGGUUCUUCCUCCGGCCGAGGGCGGCGGCGAUGCCGGUGCUGAAGCGGAGCAGCAGCGCCGGGUCGGAGGAGGGGGCCAUCCAGGGCGCCAUUGCCCACUGCAAGAGGUCGCACCAGCAGCUGCUGCAGCAGGGUAGGAAGAGCGCCAGCGGCGUGGUGUUCUACUCCGUGUCCAACACCCCCAGGAUCUCCACCUCCGUCGCCGUCGCCGCCGCCAACGAGUCCUCGCAAGAGAGGCAGGAGAUGUGCAGGGGAUGA
Messenger RNA from Triticum turgidum subsp. durum (durum wheat), 939 nucleotides. The record is from the annotation of a GenBank genome assembly. Lineage: Eukaryota; Viridiplantae; Streptophyta; Magnoliopsida; Poales; Poaceae.